This is a messenger RNA of Durusdinium trenchii, 3232 nucleotides long. Lineage: Eukaryota; Dinophyceae; Suessiales; Symbiodiniaceae. The record is from the annotation of a GenBank genome assembly.
CCAUUUUCCUUCCCUCCACACGCCUCCCGCUUCACCACCGAGCCGGUGACCUGAGCAAUGCCGGUGGCCCGAGCCGGUGAUGGGGUUUUCGUUGCGGACCAGCCGAGUCCGUGGAAGAACAUAUGCAUCGAGGAGUUCUGGCAGUGGCGGGGCCAGCGUUCUCGCGCCUCCUGGAACGCUGCAAUUGCAGCGGCAGAGCACCGGUGCCCCCAUCGCAACCUCCAGCGUUUCCACCGCAGCCGAAGCCAAGCCAAGAAGACCCCUGAGGUGGCUGGCUUAUCCCUGUUGAAGAGCAGAGCGAGGUGUGGAAAAUGACUGUGGAAGAACUGGAGGCAUGGAUCCUGGGCAGUGGUAAGGCCCGGAAGCCUCGACGCAAGAAGAAGGUGAUGUGCUGACACCGCUAAAGCUCUCGCGCUUCUGCAAAGAUCGGAAGCUAUGCCCAGAUUGGCUGCAAGGCUCCAGUCUGCACGCUCGGCCUGCAGCACCUGAGGCGGAUCCAGCGGCUGGGCCGGUGCCUUCGACGACCCAUUCGAGCCACCGCCGCACGAGUACGCAGACGCCAUGGCCCGGGACCACAGGAGUUCUGGCAGUUGCGGGGCCAGCAUUCUCGCGCCUCCUGGAACGCUGCAAUUGCAGCAGCAGAGCCACGGCAUUGGCAAAAAAGAUAGAGUUUGCAAAGGAGCGAGUUGAAACCUCACGCACUUGAUCCUGUUGAUGGAGGUUUCAGAUGAAAGCUAUGCGUAUCAUUGUUCACUGGGAAUUUUUGUCACAAAGUAGGCAGAAAUUUGAAUGCCCCACUAUCUGAAUGGAAAAAACCACCAACCACAUUUCUUUCAAUGAGUUGGCUGAUUAACCCCAGUCCCUCAAAGUGGGGGCGGUGGAAACGCCGGCGGCAGAAUCCUUUGACCCGUGGCCUUCAACACCCGUGACUUGGUCAAGCCAAGUGUUCCGAACCAUGCAGGUCCAGGAUCACACCUUCAAAAAACAAAUCAACUGCUGUAUGAUCAAAUGCCUAUGCAGUUGCUGGUUUCCGUUUCAAUGAAAAUUGAAAUACUAGUGACUUUGGAAAAUGUCCAGCCAUUCUGGUAUCAAAGCUUUAUCAAUCAACAGUCUGCGUGAAGUGCCACAGCACAAAGACAGCCCCGACUCACUGAAUUCAUCAACUUACUAUAUAUUAAUGUUUUGCAGCUCGCUCUUCUGGUCGUUUUUGUCCUGUGGACAGAGAUGUUUCACGGACUUGUGGAGUUGCAUGAGCCAAUGCAGUUUGCAGUUGUGUUGGAAGUCCAACAGAGAAUAAUCGAGAUUUCGUGCGUUUGGCAUGGAUUAAGUGCAUAGUGAAAAUUGGCCACACGUUUUGGAUGCCAUUCCGACACCAAUCAUGCAAUAUGGGCUGGGAUUACAUAGAACAGGGUUCCAAUUCUAUAUACAGAGGUAUAAGCAAAGCAAAGCAGCGGCGCAUUUUGUGACUGCAAGAAAGGUCAAGACCAAGCAAAAAAAACAUCUUUCAGAAUUGCCUUCAGCAACAACCAUUCUUUUGGACCUUCCACAUGCUUUCCUUUGAAACAAUGUAACGCUGAAGCGUGGAUGAAGUCAUGCAGCCAGGCGGCGUGCAGGGCGAGUAUUUGUGUUUGGCGGAAACGAUUUUUGUGGUCUGGAGAUAGCUUUACCACAAGGUUCGUAGUUCUCAUUGCAUCUGGCGGCGUUCUUGCAACCUCCGUUGAUUGUGUUUGCAACGGAAUCGACCGGAAUUGUUUCAGGUUUCUUUGUGACGUCCGACGAACUCAUGAGGAUGAACAAAACAUGAUGAGGAUGAAUCCGACUUUUGGACGCAGUCAUCCAAUUGUGACAGCCAUCGUUUUGCAGAUCGUCGCUACGCAGAUCGUCGGGUUCCAAGUUGAGAGAGCCUUGGCCCUGGAAGUGCGGCUGCAAAUGCUCCAUCAAUCACACUUUAGUUGUUUAUAACCUUUUGAGAUGAGAGAUCACCUUAAGUUCCUCAGGGUGAAGUGUCGUGACAGCAGUUUUCUUCCUCUUCAGCUUUAUAGCCACCUGAUCUGGGAUGUUUUCGAGCUACUUCGGUUGCCGAGAUGGUCUUGUCCUUUGAUCAACCUGUUCACAAUGGCUGCAGUUCUGAACUAGAAAAGUUGAAAAACACUGGUAGUGACGGGUAGUGAUCAAGAUUUGCAUUGAAAUGCUGAUUUCCACCAAUUCCUGGACCAAGUCCGGUGAAACUUUGGUGAUGGCGUGAAGAGUGAAGGAACCCCAGCAGACUCAAUUUGCAUUGAUGGUUCUUUGACGCGUAUCCCAGCAACUGUGAGGAGCCGUGUUCUUUUCCCCAGCGACCCCUACAGAAGCACAGUCAGCGGUCUCAUCACCGAGGGCUAUCCUCACCGACGUCGCCAACGGCAUUCACGGUACAACAGCUCAGCAUCGGUCCACAGCCAACUGCGAGGAACCGACGCGCCGGAAUGCGCUGCCCCCGGCGAUUUGGGAGACCCGCUACCUCAACUCCACGGAGGCCUAUGCCGUGGUGCUCGCGAGCGACCUGAUCCUGAAGAAGCGAUCCGACAUGGGGUGGCGACGGGCAGUGGAAUUUUUCAUGCUUUCGUUGCUGAUGAGGUCAGUGGUGGAAGAUGCGAGGAGUGCAGUGCCAGGAACGGCGCCCUGGCGCUCGCCAACAGCGCACGCCGGAUGCGGUGCUCGCAGGUCCAGCUGAGACCUCGUUGCCUGGCAGGUCCACUCCUGACGAUGUUCCACCGCGGCGCCGGCUGCAGUGGCAGCACCCAGGAAAGCACAUCAUGCUGCGGACGUCGAUCUCCAGGAUAGCCAGACUUCAAGGUUGAGCUUCAGCCAUGUCGGCAGAAGAUGCACGCCGAUGUGAUGCUCAUGACUGUGGCAGAUGGUGGCUGUUGCUGCAUCUCUGGUGAAUCAAGUCAAUGGCCACACGGCAGGCGGAUCGAGCUCGAGACCGGCGGAGGGCUGACACCGCUGGGUCGAACUCCGCGGAUCGUGCUGAACUCUUUCUGCCCAGCCUUGACCUCUUCGUUUUGGAGGUGCACCGUGCUCCACCGAGGCGGGUGAAGGAUGCCACCGGUGAUGGAGGACUUGCGAUCGAUGGAUGCCAGUGCGGCGACCGAAAAAAGGUCGAGCAGACCUUCCAUGCAGACACGGAGAGGAGACACGUUGGAGACGCAGAAAGGGGCACGACUCUACGGUAUGCCCGUAGACUCCAUAG